AUGCAGUCCUGUGCUGUGAUUGGGUGUGGUGCCGCCGGUAUGGCGGCAAGUAUGGCAUUGCGGCGUAGUGGAUUGUUGGUGACCUGCUUUGAGCUUGCCCCAGAUCCUGGCGGGGUUUGGAAUAGUGAUACGCGCAGCUCCUUCUCUACGCGUGGCCUCAUUUCGCCAUUGCACCCCACACUGCGUUGUGUCCUGCCGAAAGAUUUGCUAGCGUUCAGCGACAUGCGCUUUGACUACACCGUACCGCAGUUUCCUCACCAUUCCUCUGUUCGGCGGUACUUGGAUCGGUACGCUGCAUCAAAAGGUGUUGGGGGGCUUGUGCGUUUCAACACGAAGGUGCAGUCGGUUCGGUACGAUGCCACAAGCGCAGUGUGGCACAUCAUUACAGUUAACGUUGUCAACGGCGAUGUGUUUGAGUGGGCAUUUGAUAAGGUAUGUGUCUGUACAGGGCAAGCGCACGAGCCGCGGUAUCCGGAAGGAUUGAGGGAGCUUUUGGUCCCGUACGUGGAGAGUGGAGGGGAGCUUCACCACGCCUUCCACGUAAAGGAUUUCCGGCAAUUCAAAAACAAGCGCGUUGUAGUGGUUGGAGAUGACGUCACUGCGUGGGAUUACUGCUGGGACCUAAAGCGUUGUGGGGCUGAUGUGUAUCAUAGUGGAUGCUCAUUCCCGGAUGAGGGACAUUUUUCCGACUCCUGCGACGAGAGUGGGCUGAUAAAAGGUUCAUACGGGACCAACAUGCGUGAUAUAGUUAGCGCUGCUGUUCAACUUCUCUCUCGCACACCGGGAUGGCGGAAAGACGUUGCCAGGGGCAAUAAGGUUGUCUCGAAUUGGCUGCGCUUUCGGAACGGUGCCAUAUGGGGUCGUCUAUCCAACCUUGGUCAACCCAUCGGAUGCGAGGGAAAAGGUAUUCUAUUUUCUAACGAGUGUCUAGGAAAGGUGGAAGUGUUGAAGGAGAUGCGAGCUUGUUCGAUGGCAGGAAAAGCGUCAGGCUAUAGUGAUUUGCCACAGAGUGUCUUUAUGGAUAACGUCGAUGCCGUAAUAUGCGCCACCGGCUAUCAUCUGCGGUAUCCUUUUCUACACGAAGAUAUAAGAGAAGUGCUAGAGAAACCAACUUGCUUCUUGCCGCAGAAAGGUAACAAAUGUGCCGAUGAUACGUCUGCAAAUGCUACGAAAGCGGUGGACCACCGCAGUCUCUAUCUUGGUACUCUCUUCGCCCCUAAUCCGUCCAUUGGAUUUGUGGGUAUGCAAAAGGAACUGCUUCCACCCUUCCUUCUGUUUGAGGCACAAUCCAAAUUUGUUGCUUAUGCCUUCACCCAUCGGUUAAAUCUCCCGAACGAUGCGGCGGGUCUACUUGCACGACAAGAAGAGUUAAUGCGGCGCUACCCUCUCCUUGCUAAUCUAUACGCCCCGUACGGUCUUGGUUUGUACUCAGCGCUUUACUUCAAUGUGCUGCAGGAGGAGCUGCAGGUCGGCGCACGUGAUACAUACACCUCGGCCAUAAUGGAGCGGCAGAAAUGGAUCCUUCUGACUGGUCUGCUCCGACUCGUGCACAAAGCGCGCUCACUGGCACCCUUGAAGCGCAAGCAGCAGCACAUCCUUUUCAGCAAUACCGUUUAG
Molecule: messenger RNA, 1617 nt
Organism: Trypanosoma brucei brucei TREU927
Lineage: Eukaryota; Euglenozoa; Kinetoplastea; Trypanosomatida; Trypanosomatidae
Exons: 1
Coding region: 1-1617 (538 amino acids)
Molecular function (GO): flavin adenine dinucleotide binding; NADP binding; N,N-dimethylaniline monooxygenase activity
Source: RefSeq, a predicted model, not a curated record